Molecule: messenger RNA, 788 nt
Organism: Leguminivora glycinivorella
Lineage: Eukaryota; Metazoa; Arthropoda; Insecta; Lepidoptera; Tortricidae
Gene: Atg12
Product: autophagy protein 12-like
Exons: 3
Coding region: 82-453 (123 amino acids)
Biological process (GO): nucleophagy; autophagy of mitochondrion; C-terminal protein lipidation
Cellular component (GO): cytoplasm; phagophore assembly site membrane; Atg12-Atg5-Atg16 complex
Source: RefSeq, a predicted model, not a curated record
AUUUCAUUUCUGUAAAGUAGACUCCUUACUUGAAUUGCAUUGUAUUUUUUUUUUUCACAUUUUGCAGUGUAAUUUAUAACAAUGAGUGAAGAAAAAUCAGAGGAUAAUACGGCGAGUUUAUCUAGCGCUACGGAGACUUUAAAAAUAGAAGAUAAAGACAAUGGCGACACCGUGAAAUCGGAUAAAGUUAAAAUUGACAUACUAUUGAAAGCAACGGGCAAUGCUCCCAUCAUGAAAAAGAAGAAGUGGGCAGUAGACGCGGAGAAGCCCAUCGGCUGGAUCAUGGAGUUUGUUAAAAAGUACCUGAAGCUGGAACCUGAUGAGAGACUUUUCCUGUAUGUCAACCAGACUUUCGCGCCAUCUCCCGACCAGAUAGUGAAGAACUUGUACGAGUGUUUUGGAACAGACGGUAAACUGGUACUACAUUACUGCAAGAGCCAGGCGUGGGGCUGAAUAUCCUUCCAUCAAUAUCAGAUUUCUAUUUUAAGGUGUGUUUGGAUAAUUCUGAUUGCUUAAAAAUGUGGCAAAUACCGAAAAUCAUUUAUAAUUACAGCCUGGCAUUUUUGCUGUUCUGUAUGGGUAACAGUUAAUGUUGCAAAUUGCAAUGCAUUUAUUUAAUGUCUAAAUUGAAAUGAAACCUUACUUUCUUUAUCAUUGUGAUUAUUUGCAUAAUUGGUAAACAUUCAAUUUAAAUAAAACCAAUCUAAGCUGUAAAUAUUAUUUUUAAGCUGUUUUAUAUGUGAUAUGUAACUUAUAGUCACUAUUGUAAGAAUAUAUGUAAAUCAACA